AAUUUAUUCGAGCAUAUAAGGAUGAAUUCCCAUCUCUGCAACAAAACAAAAACCGUUUACUUCUAUCAAUAAUGGGAAGGAACAUCAGACAACCCAAUGAAUAUCAGAGAUGCGACAGCGAACGUAAUAAGCUCCGCUAGAAGAUGAGGACACCACCAACCGCCACGAACAACCCGAACCAGCGGCCGGGUCGUGGGAAUCCCACCUCCGAUCUUCACCGUUCGACGGUCCCAAAUCGGAAAAAUCGAUCAUUUGCUGAUUACUUCAAGCUUGCAACCAAGAAAGCUUCCGGGCUGUUUGCGAUCUUUCUGCUUCGGCGGAAGAGGACUCCUCCGGAAGGAUCCAUAGCUGAAUCGGGAAGCAAAAAUGAUCAAGUCACUGCAGUUUCUUCUUCCACAGAUGCUUCGACCGGAAGCAAUCCGAGGAGCUUGUCAAAGCUAAGACCUUCCUUUUCCGCAAGCUCGACUUCAACUGCUGCGAGUGGGCCUGUGGGAUCAUCGAACUUCUCCUUUGAAGAGGUUCUGAAGGCGACCGAGAAUUUCUCCUCGGCGAACGUGACCGGGGAAGGUGGGUUUGGAACAGUGUACAAGGGGAAGCUCAAGAAUGGUUCUCCUGUUGCCGUCAAGCGUGCCAGAAAGAACAUAUACGAUCAGCGAACUUCAUCUGAUUUCAAGAACGAAGUGCUUACCUUAUCACAGAUUGAGCAUCUGAAUUUGGUGAGACUAUAUGGGUACCUAGAGCACGGUGAUGAAAGAGUUAUGGUGGUCGAAUAUGUCAGUAAUGGAACGCUUAGGGAGCACCUCGAUGCAGGUGUUCGUGGAAAUGGACUCGAGAUGGCGGAACGGCUGGACAUUGCUAUUGAUGUGGCUCAUGCAGUCACUUACCUUCACACAUACACAGAUCCUCCAAUCAUCCACAGAGAUAUAAAGGCAUCGAACAUCUUAAUUACUGAGAAGCUGAGGGCUAAAGUGGCCGACUUUGGGUUCGCACGGUCGGCUACAGAAGGCUCUGAUGCGACUCAUAUUUCCACUCAAAUAAAAGGGUCAACAGGUUAUGUGGAUCCGGAGUACCUGAGGACAUAUCAACUUUCCCCAAAAAGCGAUGUUUACUCUUUUGGGGUGCUGCUCGUGGAAAUGAUGACAGGAAGACACCCUAUCGAGUCUAAAAGACCAUUGCAUGAGAGGACUACCAUAAAAUGGGCAAUGCAAAAGCUAAAGAACAGAGAGUCGGUUCUUGCAAUGGACUGGAGGAUACGGAGAAAUCCCGCAUCAGUCACAGCCCACGAAGAGGUCCUGAAACUGGCUCGGCAAUGCCUGGCACCUACAAGACAUUCGAGACCACCCAUGAGAAAAUGCGUGGAAAUUUUAUGGGGAAUCCGCAAGGAGUUCAAAGAGAGAACUUCGUCUGCCUUGCUAUCGGCUUCUCAUCAUUCUGCAAAUUUUCCAAAUAGAGAUGCUAAGGACCACCGACAUACAUCAUUUGGCAUUGAAGAAGAGAGCCAUAAGUUUGUCUCUGCUUGAUGGGGAUACUAGAUUGAAAGUUUUCGUUUGGAUCUGAGCCUUUUUUUUUUCCCCCUUUUUCUUUCUUUUCCUUCUUCGGUUUUCCAGCCUUCUGAGAAAGCUGGGCAACCAUGCAGGCCUCAUAAGAAGUGCGAGUUCUAUAAUUCGUUCCUCGUUAUCCAAAUUCAUCUGUUUCUCAUAGACCAUUUACCAUCUCA
Molecule: messenger RNA, 1717 nt
Organism: Punica granatum (pomegranate)
Lineage: Eukaryota; Viridiplantae; Streptophyta; Magnoliopsida; Myrtales; Lythraceae
Source: RefSeq, a predicted model, not a curated record